UUUUCCCCCACCAACCCCAGGCAGCCAGUAUAUGAGAAGUUUGGUGGGCUUUAUUGGAUUCCUAUCCAUUUUUGGUCAUCAUCAAAUUUAAGGUUGGUUUUGGGGAUUGGAAUUUCAUUCCAAUAUGGCUGCUGCUGCUGUUAACUCAUCAAGCAUUGCUUCCAAACAGGCCCCUAUUGUGAAUGAUUAUUCCCUCAGAAUUCAUUCUGAUUCCCACAGCUUUAGAUCACUCUCCUUCUCUUCUCAACUUCAGAGUCUCAGUUUAUCUGUAAAAAAUACAGGUUCAAAGAGAGUGUCCUAUUCACAUGAAUUAAGUGUUGUUGUGAGAGCUGAGAGAAGUUCAGAUUCAAUGGAGGUUGAUAUUUCUCUUAGCCCGAGGGUAAAUUCAGUAAAACCUUCAAAGACAGUUGCUAUCACUGACCAAGCCACUGCGCUUGCACAAGCCGGAGUUCCUGUUAUUCGGUUAGCUGCCGGGGAGCCUGAUUUUGAUACUCCAUCUGUGAUAGCAGAGGCAGGGAUCAAUGCGAUCCGUGAAGGUUAUACUAGAUAUACUCCAAAUGCUGGAACGAUGGAACUUCGUUCUGCUAUUUGUCAUAAGUUGAAAGAGGAGAAUGGACUAUCUUACACACCUGAUCAGAUACUCGUAAGUAAUGGGGCAAAACAAAGUAUUCUUCAGGCUGUUCUUGCCGUUUGCUCACCUGGGGAUGAGGUCUUGAUUCCAGCUCCCUUUUGGGUGAGCUACCCAGAAAUGGCAAGGUUGGCUGAUGCUAACCCGGUUGUUCUUCCAACUAGGAUAUCUGAAAACUUUUUGUUAGAUCCAAAGCUUCUUGAGUCCAAACUAAAUGAAAAGUCGAGACUGCUCAUUCUCUGCUCCCCAUCCAAUCCGACAGGAUCUGUAUAUCCUCAUAAUUUGCUCGAGGAGAUUGCCAGGAUUGUAGCUAAGCAUCCUCGGCUUCUAGUGCUGUCUGAUGAAAUCUAUGAGCACAUUAUUUAUUCUCCCGCAACCCACACGAGUUUUGCAUCUCUGCCAGGCAUGUGGGACAGGACUUUGACCGUCAAUGGAUUUUCAAAGGCUUUUGCAAUGACUGGCUGGAGACUCGGGUAUAUUGCUGGUCCCACUCACUUCGUAUCUGCCUGUAAUAAGAUUCAAAGCCAGUUUACUUCAGGGGCUAGUAGCAUAUCUCAAAAGGCAGCAGUUGCUGCCCUAGGACUGGGAUAUGCCGGUGGAGAAGCAGUCUCAAUAAUGGUGAAAGCAUUCCGUGAACGUCGAGAUUUUCUGGUUAAAAGUUUUGGGGAAUUGAAUGGUGUGAAAAUUUCGGAACCUCAGGGAGCUUUCUAUCUCUUCCUUGACUUCAGCUCUUAUUAUGGAGUAGAAGUUGAUGGCUUUGGUUUGAUAAGUGGUUCUGAAUCCUUAUGUCGAUAUCUGCUGGACAAGGCUCAAGUUGCUCUUGUUCCUGGAGAUGCAUUUGGAGAUGAUACCUGCAUCCGUAUCUCGUAUGCAGCUGCCCUUUCCACUCUGCAGGCUGCAGUUGAGAGGAUUAGGAAGGCAUUGGUACACAUUAAGUCUGCUGUCCCAGUCUAAAUCUGUACUGGUUAGUAUAUCGCAAUUGCAAGAUAGGAUGGAUGCAAAACAGUUAUCAUGUUCCAAUCAUAAACUUAGCCAGCUCUGAUGUUCUACAUUUGAUUGUACAUUAUGUAAGAUCUCAACAAUUUGAACGUGGGUGACUCUAUCCUUUCCGUAUCUUUGUAUACCUGAUGAACAACACAUUGUUCACCCAUUCAACCGUUUGUAAUGAGAAAUAAGCCCUUCUUCAAUAAAGAUGUAUUUCUACAUUUCCAGCGAAUCAAUUACGCCAAGUUCCUAGUGACUGAGACAAAAUUCAGG
Molecule: messenger RNA, 1885 nt
Organism: Oldenlandia corymbosa var. corymbosa
Lineage: Eukaryota; Viridiplantae; Streptophyta; Magnoliopsida; Gentianales; Rubiaceae
Source: the annotation of a GenBank genome assembly